ACAUUCUCACGUCUUGACCUCCCACGGACACACACACGCACACACAGAGAGAAGCAACAUCCUCAUUCUGCCCAGUCGGCAUGGGAUUGUUCUAAGUGGUGUGCUCCCCCCUCUUCUUUCUCGUCACAAAUGAGCUGUUACUGGAUGCUACUCGCCCUCCCCCCGUUGCACUUGUUGCGCAGACACUGGAUGCGCUGCUGAGAACUCGUAGAGGAGACGCAGGGACAGACUGCAACAGGUGCACACAGAGAAUCCCCUCCGAGAAGGCGACACCGGAGGUAGGAACAUUACGCAUCAAUUUGAUAGUUUGAGGGAUUAUAUUAUUGCGCUUUUGGAUCAAACGUUCUAUUUUAUAUUGAGUAAAUUUGAUUUUUCUUUACUUUUUCCGUAAGACAACUUUAAAUGCCGGUCUGAGGAUCUUUCUGCCAUCUCAUCACGCGCACAGACCCAGCAUGCCGGUUCUCACGAGCCCUGACAUCGCCAAUAAGUUUAAGGAGAAAUGGCUGUCAGUAUACCCGGAGGACCAGGUCCACGGCACCGACGCUGCACCCCUGGACGACAGCCUUACCAGCCUCCACUGGCUCCAGAAUUUCUCCAUCCUCAGCGCGGACCCGGAACGACCAAACGGAUUCGGACCGGGCUGCCCGUCCUCCCAGCAGCACCUCUUUCUCAAGCGACUCGGCUUCCCCAGAGGAGGCACCGACUCCCCGUCCAGCCCACCAGCUGGAGACACGGCAUCAACCGGGAUGCCUCUGUACCUAGGCAGCCCCGUUACCUCCGGCAGCGACUCAACGCGGUUCACAAACUACGCACAUCCGGGUAGCACAAGCUACCCACAAAUCCCCAUCCAGGCCAGUCCACCUGUGGAGAUCGACUACAAAACCAACCCCAAAGUCAAACCACCUUACUCAUAUGCUUCUCUCAUCUGCAUGGCCAUGCAGGCUAGCAAGCAGCCCAAAGUGACUUUGUCCACCAUCUACAACUGGAUCACGGAGAAUUUCUGCUACUACAGACACGCGGAGCCCAGCUGGCAGGUAACCGAGACUCUAACUCUUCCUCUAUUAUUGAUGAGCCAGAUAAAUGGCGAGGUGAGGGAGAGGAGGGUGAGCAAUUGAUCCCGGUGUCACCAUCAGACACUACAUCUUUGUUUCACAGACAAGGACUUUAUUUCAUUUUGUAAGAUAUUUCUAACAUUUUUGAGACUUUAUUCAAUUGAUUCUUUACACUUAACUGCGUUUACAGCUCAUGUCUUAUGCAGAGUUCUGAAAGACAUAGGUCAGUAACAUGACUGGGUAUAACAAGAGCUUCAAAGAGGCUGGGUCUCUUAGUAAAGAUGGGAACAAUUUCUGUGAGAGGUCAUUAAAAAAUGACAUAAUAGCAAAUAAUUUGAGAACACAUCAGUACAUAAUUUCCCCAAAAUACCGAAAAAUCUUGAAAAGCCUACAAUAAAUACUUAAUGGCUGAGUCGUGUGGGCCCAAGGUGGCACUGCAUUGAAAACAGACAUGACUUUGCAGUGGGAGUCACUGCAUUGCCUCCAAAUCACUUCCAAAAAUCACUCUGUGUUGCUGCAGCUACAAUUCUGUCAUGCAGAAUUUUGCCCGUAAUUUAUUCAAGACUAAGUUCUUAUUUUCUGUCAGUCUGGUUUCAUGCCAAGCACUGCAGGCUACAUGUAAGGUGUUAUAUGAAUUUAGUCAAGCUGGUUUUUCCUUUAUUAAAUGGAAAACAGAUUUUUUUUAGGUGAAUGUUAGUCUGGCAACCCCAAGAUUAUCCAGAGUUCAAUUCACACCUUUGAUAAUUUUCAUGAAAGUCUGUGACAGGGCAAAGUGUUCAGAAAUUUCCAUCUUCUAGCAGGUGCACAUAUGGCGUUGCAUAAAAAAUUUAUAAAAAGAUUUCCUCGCUUUAUUUGAAAACAUAAAUUGUGAUGAUAAUGUGAGUCUGGUAUCCCACAGGUGAUCCACAGUCUAAUUUCCACCUUAAAUGAUUUCUGUGACAAGUGUGUGUUAAUGUAAGGGGCUCAGAAAUUUCCAUCUUCCAACAGAGUGCUCGUGUAGUGUUUUUUGUCCGAGGGGAGUGGUGAUGAGGCAAGAAAGCAUCCAAUGAGUGUGUGUGUGAGUGUGUGUGUGUGUUAAUGAGGGCUCCUGAGAGAGAUGGCAGCUAAGCACAGCUGAUCAUGUUUGAAAUGCACAGAGCCGCCUGUUACUCGAAAGCCUCAUUAGGUACAUUUGCUUUCCUAUACAAACAACAACAAUACAGCCCCCUUCUCCCUCUCUCCUCUCGUCUCCCUCACAUGUUCACUUUUUGCAUGACUAAUUUAAAUUUGCUCAAAGCCAAUGGGAUCCUGCUAAUUAUCCCCCCCUUUUUUUGUCUUUGUUGCAGAACUCGAUUCGUCACAACCUGUCCCUCAACAAGUGUUUCAAGAAGGUCCCCCGACAGAAAGACGAGCCAGGGAAGGGGGGUUUCUGGCAGAUUGAUCCACAGUACGCUGACAUGUUCGUCAACGGGAUCUUCAAGCGCAGGAGGAUGUCUGCCAACCACUACAGCAGCGGCAGUGGUGGUGGUGGAGGCCCCCACAGACAAAGCAAACUGCUUCAGGGGUAUCACAGCACCCAAAAUGGCUGCCCUUAUCAAGCAGUAGGUGGCAAACAGAAGAACAUAAACACUAAAAGCAACAGCAAAACCACAAGGGGGGCAGAGUCUCCUCUUCUGGCGACGGAUACCCACAAAGCGAACAUCCUGAGGGGGGACUUUGACUUGGCAUCUGUUUUCGACGAUGUCCUCAGCGGGAACUGUAGCACCUUUGAGGAUUUGGACAUCAAUACAGCGCUGAGCUCCCUCGGGUGCGACAUGGAGGUGUCCCUACAGGGGAGGCAGCAGCACCCAGCAACAGGAUUGGGGAGAUGGUGCGGAGGAGGUGGAGACAUGAUGGGUCAGAGCCAGCACUUGAACCACCACCAGUCCUACGCUUACAUGGAUAUGAACGCUACCGUCACCAUGGAUUGCGCCGCAAAUAUGGGGCACGUUCACCUACCGCCGCAGCAUCUGGACCAGGAUCAGCUGCUCCACAGUCAGCACCACCUGCAGCAGCAGUUUGAGGAGCCUGCCACGCUGUUCCCAGAGCAGCCAGAGGAGGCGGUGCUGCAGCCAUGGGAGGAGAUCAAAGAAGAGGCGCAGACCAUUCCUCUGACACUGGAUCAGGGUUUUGGUCUGUGUGAGGGCUUCUUCACGGAGAUGCAGCCAUGGGAAAGAGUGGAAGCCUAUCUGUGACCUUUGACCCCAAACCUCAUAGACUUCGAACUAAUCACACCUAAUCACCUGAACAGCUCUGAUUACCAGCCCGCCCUUUAAGGGAUAAGCGAUCUACAUCCAAGCUACAUCUGUAUUCCCAUUAACUCUGCAAUACAUCAUGUAUUGAAUUCUGUUUCUGCAGCAAAACCUCUCAACAGCAUCUGAUACAAACAAAAAAAUCACAACUUUUUGUCUGUUAGUGGAACUAUGAACCCUGCCAGUAACAGAUCUCUAAAAAAAUGCAUUAACCAAACUCCAUGUGUUGUUCUGCAAAAUAAGAGAACUAGUGCGUAUCCUUUAUUUGCUGGGACUGUGUCAGCUCAGAUGUCAGGCUGACAGAGACAAGGGAAUAUCUCAAAGUGAGUGCUGGACUGAAGCUGUCUGUUGUUGUUUUUUUAUGGGACAUGAUGACAAAGAUGGGGGAAAAGUGAAGAAAACCUGACCACCCUCUCUCAAAGCACUCCACAACAAGCACUGAGGAGACACCCAGGAGUCUAUUUUACUACAUGAGCAUUGAACUUUUUAUACUAACAUGCAGUAAAAACCUGUCGUUCAUAUCAGUUGUCUUUGUCAUGUGAUGAUGAAAAAUUAACAAAGCAACAUGAUGAAACACAUACUUAAAAUUAUAGUCUGAGAGUAGUCACUUAUGACUUUGUUAAAUAGUCAAUUUAAUAUAUAUUCACUAAAGUAUAUAGCAUGAAGCUAGGCAGGAACAUUUGCCAUUUGUCUACUGUUAUGUAUUGCAAAAAGAGGAGGAGCAGACCUUAAAAAUCAAACAUUAUGCACUUUGAUAGGCAGCAGUUUUAAGACAGUGGGACAGCUUCUUUUUUCAGGAGUUUUAUUUUUUAUCACGUUGAAACUUUUUUGUCUUAAGUUAACGGACAAUAACAGAAGUGAAGCAUUUGCUGUUUUGUUCAAAUCAGAGCUCAACGCUGCAAUAAGUCAACAUCGCAAGAGUUUAUUUCCCCCUUAAAUAAACUGUUUUUUUUUUCUGUAGAGAUAUAUACAAAACUCAGCAUUUGUUGAUUAAAGUUCGCCAAAUCUGUCAAUUAAGAAUAUGCAGUUUAUUGGUGUUUCUGUGCUGAUUUAUGAAAAGAGUUCUGCUUUCUGUCACUGGGUGAUGGAUUUUUUCCCUUCUUGAUUCCAUUUAUGUGUUUUUUUUUUUUAUUUGUAUGGUUUGUUUUGGCAAAUCUGAAAUUUCAAAAUAUGUGUAAGAAUUCAAGGGCAACAUAAUUGGAUAAUUGGUUUGUGUAAAUUCAGCUCAUAAAGGAUUUUCAUAUUGUAUCAUAUUGAUCAAGUUUGAUACAAACUCGUUGAUCUUAUCAUAUCGUUUUCAUUUGUACUUUUUUAAGCUGUUUAAUAAUGCAAUCAUGCCUUGAUGCAAUAAAUGGUGUCAAAUAAAGAGGAAAUAUGACAAAAAACCUGAGCUCACAUUCUUGACUUUUUCAUUGUGUAGAAUCAGAGAUGAUAACACCGUAACAUGUAGGUGUCUGUGUGCUGAUAGAUAGCUGGAGUCAGGAAGAUUGUUUGAGUUGGAGCUCUGUGUGAGAGCAAUCAAGACAUAAAGAGGUCCAUCAGGGUUUAUCAUUAAUCAGCAUGGGCAGGUCUGGACUUGCUUAGACAGGGGAUAUAUGAUAGCAUUUUAGAUGUACAAUAUAAGCUGAUGUUACAUUAUACAUUAGACAACAGCUCAUUUAACACACAACAUGACAUGUGGUGGUUCAAACUGCACAGGAAGUUUUUAUUCAACUCUCUGGUCAUUCUUAUCAGGACGUGAUUAUUUACGCUGCUUGAUGAGUAUCUGUUUGGUUGGUUUGUUUAGCAGUGGCUAAUCGAGCUGAAACGUAGUUUGACCGGGCAAUUGCACAUCAUCUAACUGUGUCCGCUACAAGUGCUUUAUUUCACCUCUGACAAGUCUAGAGAACAAAACAGAAAGUUUUCCUGACCGUCGGUGUACAAUCAAAGCUCACUGAUAGAGAAGUGUCAUUCAGACGUCUCGUAAGAUCUCACUUGUUGCAGAAAGACAACAGAGGACAUGUGAGUGAGUGACACGCGGAGAGACACAGACCGGCUUCAGCUGCCAGCAGUAGGGCGAUUGAUUAGGCAGCUAAUAUAUUGGUGGUUUUAGCUUCUUACCAUCGACUGCAGUAAACCAAAUUUCUUACCAGUAUGCAGAGGGUAAAAAUGAUCCAGUGACAAAGAGAGCGAUCCAUGGAGGCAUUGAGAACUGAUACUGGUACAGCUGGUCAAAGUGGAAAACAAAUAGCUGUAUUCAACUGGACUUCUGUCUUGAACUAGUCUGCAAGCAGCAGGUAAUAAUCCAAUUGUUGUCAAAAAUUUAGGUGGUGAUAUGCCCCUUUUCAGCUGGUUACUAUCUUGCUGUCUCGUUAUUCUAUAAAUCACUGGCUUCAUCAGUGAUCAUGGCAGGUUUUUGCUUCACAUCUUAAAAUAGGGGCCAAUGAGGGCACUUUAGCCAUCAUACAGAAUAUGCAGUCAAUGGUUUGAACCCAAACAGAGUACUGAGUGUGAAUACAAUUUCUAAAAUACACCAGAUGCUAGUGAGGCAUUAAAAGAGAUCAAAAGUUGACAAAGCCAUUAAGGAGAUGAAAUAAAUUGAUAAAUAAACACCAAACUAAACAUGAAGCCUGAAGAAAAUAAAAGCCAAAGAUCACAAAGGCUUGGAGUUAAAAGUGCACCAGAGCUAAAAGGGCAUUUAACAAGCACUGCCAGUUGUUGCCCUCAGGCAGGGUGUCCAAACUGUGGAGCUCUUUGUGUCAGAAUCCAUCAGGAGAUUUUUGUUCUGAGUUUUUCUGUGGGUCAGAAGAUCAAAAAGAUAACUUGGAGGCAGGUCAUAAAAAGAACGAUCGAUUUGUCAACUUUUUUAUGAAGUUCAAGCUUUUUGUUGCUAAAAGUUUCAGAAGUUUCAACUGUGAUAUUCGGGGUCAGACUGAUAAAAGAGUCAGAGUACCGUUAAUGGUUCACAAAAACUACUAUUUUUGCCAUGCAUCCACCCUAACAACAAUCAACAAAUUCAGACUCUGAUCAGACCACUUUCAAUACAACAAAGUCUCAUCAAAUGAAAAAACCCUUAAAACUCAUUAUUACCACAUAUUUUCUCACCCUUCUCCAGGAUUUUGUUCACAUACCCUAUAUGAAAAUGUGCUUUUCCACCUUAAAUCUCUUUUUAAUUGAAAUCGUAAGAGGAAAAGUUAAGAAAUGCGGCUUAUCCCCGUACCUCAAGCCCUAUGCUCCCAGCGGCAGCAGGUCAUGUGUGGAGAUGUCCAGGAAUGGGUGGAAUAACUCAGAUUCCUACAAACAGCGGGGUCUACGGCCUGAUCCGAGGGCCAAGGCGUGUGACCACUGGCCACCCUGCGUGAAGAAAAUCACUGCAGCUGAUGAAGGGACUGACCCUGUGUCUAAUACAGGUCAUUUAUACCCAUUACGAACCCACAGAGCACUUUCAUAUGUUCAGGUUUAGCCCGUUUGGGAGGACAGCUGAUCUCCAAUGAAUCUGGUUCUGGAAAAUUAAAAAGAGUAUUUUCCUUGGCACUGUUUUAACCAACUGUGGAUUAAUGUUUGUUCUCUCAGUUAAGACCAAGAAAAGUUUGGACCUGCUCUACUGAAAAAGUGCCAUUAGAUAACUUUUGCUGAGUUUGUUGCCAUAAAAUGAAAUUUAAAAGAGAAUAGAUCAAAUGGAAAUGUGAAAAGUAGUGUCAUUGUCACUGUCAAGGGCCUCCAUCUGACUUGUAAGUGUGUGAACUUUCACAUUUGUCCUUGUUUGCCCUUGAUUGUGUCAAUUACAUUAUGUGCCCUUAUAUUUGUGUUGGUCCACAGGUUUCUUUGUCUGCCCUCGCGUUGAUGUGUGCAGAGUGUGUGUAUACGGGUGUGAUGGGAGCCCCGUGGCGGCCCAGAUAACACUAUCUCUAUGGAGCCAGAGCCCUGUGGUUCUAUUCAGCACGGCGGAUGAGAAGCUGGGACUGCCCAGCACGCGGACCUGCUCAAAGGAGGCGGAACAAGCUGGGCUGUCACUGUGGGCUAACGUGGCUUAUAAUGGUUUAUAACCUCCGUCUUGGUGCCCCUCUGGGGGGGUCUGUAUCAUGCUUUUCAUUCUGUGCAAGCUUGGGUUACACAUAGGAUGGCAGAGACAAGAAGAGGGUGUAUUUGGUGUUUUAUUGCCUUCAUGGCACCCUCUGGACUGCUCCUGAUUAGAGCCAGGCACACACAAGGUCAACCAGCUUUGCUAAAGAAGCACCCCUCCCAGCAUGACAAAGACAGAGGGUUCAACUACUCAUUUAUUGGGGAUAUCCACAGAGCUUUUCUUCUAAUAGAAGACACAUGAUGGGGGUCCCUCAUUAAUUAGAUCCUUCUUUGUGGCACAGAGAAAAAACGGGCAACAGGAAAACGCCCCAAACCUGUUUUAUGGCCCCUGAGGAACCCCUGAGCGUGAGUGAUUGCAUGAACAAAUAAGUGUUAGAUCACACUGAUAUUUGCAAUUUUCAUGGAGCAUAAAUCACAUAUUGGAAAAGACAUUGACUUGAAACCGUCACCACUCCGACAUAGUGUGAAAUUGCAGUCCAUCUCUGGUUUCCAAACCCUCAUCACAUAUUGAUAAGGGAAAAAAGACAAGGAUGAAAUUCAGCAGUCUGGCCAUCCCUUAAUGCCUCCCAAGACACAGGAGGAGGGGCUUAAACAGGAAAUACACCUAACUAGCCUUCCAAAAGGCUGUUGUUUAUGUAUGAAAUGCUAAUGAGGUUCCCAUUUAGAUUGCCAUGUUCCAUUUUGAAAGGACUUGUGGUUGGUGUGUUAGAAUAAAAGGAGUGGGCCGUCAUAUGUUGAGGGGGCUUUCUUUCAUUCACACAGAUAAGGGUUUUACCUACUCGCAUAAUUGGCCAAAAUGUGAACAUGGCUGUUUAUAUACAAUCAAAGCAGGAUGAUUACUUUAAGAACUGAAGGUUUCUGAGUAUCAUCCUUCAGCACAGGACUCAUCUGUGUCCUGUGGAGCCUUUAUUCUUGUCAAUGUGAUGAUGACUAAUGAAGACUGGCUCUCCUAUUUGCUAACGCCACAUGAACCCACAUAGAAACCCUCUAGAUUUUGUUUCAGUUUUGAUGUGCUAAUUUUAUUUAUGCAGCACAUGCAGAGCAGACAAAGGCAGGUGUGCAAAUGAGUGCUGACACUACUGCACACACAGAUGGCAACUGUGAAUACAUAUGGAGCUUAUUGUAGGAUUUAUUCGCCCGUAUAGGACGUAGUCCUGUCCAGCUUAGUUUUUUCUUGUGUCUGCAAAGCCUCUCUCCAAAGUAACUUUAGGAGCAGGCACUCAAGAUUAAACAUUCACCACAGGGCGCAGCGACAUCAUAAACCAUUUUCACUACAUCUGCUGUGCUGCUAGGACUUCGAGUGCCUCCCCCAUGUGGGCCUUGACCUUUACAUUUUCCAGCACUGCACAGAGGAGACUUACAGUGACUGCCUCUCUGUCACCACCACACUGCCGCUAGUUAAGAUACUGGACUCAAGCAAGGUCAGUCUUGUUGUUGACAUAGUCAGUGUUGUUUGUGUUUACUGCAGUACACAUCCUCUUCUCUGUGGUCUGUCAUAAAGACUGUUUAACCCUGGCCACUCUUGUCUCCAACUGCUUUGUGGUAGUGUCAAGAACUGAAUGUUCACCAAGGAAAUUAUGGGUUUCAUAUGUCCCAUUGUUAUCAAUAAGGUGUUAACAUUUAAUCUGUGACCGCUCAUGACACAGUUCUGUUUAUGAAAACAAUAUAUGAAAUAUUCAGGAGUUGGGGAGUAAGCUAACAUAGCUGUUAUUACCCACACUGAAAAGAAAAUUCUGUAAUCAGAGCAGCACUUGUAGCAAUAGUGUGUUCAUCAUAGGAAACUACUUUUAUGGCAUGUUGCUAUGCAAUGACCAAUCAGAAUCAAGUACUUAAUACACCUUUGUAAUAAUAAGUUUAUGAAAUAUUGAUGCAGUUUAUAUAUAUAUAUAUAUAUAUAUAUAUAUAUAUAUAUGUAGUAUAUAAUCACAUCAUGAUGUUGUAGUUGGAAGCCACUAAUAUUUUUACUACGUGGUUUUACGAUAAUUUCACAGUUUGGAAUCAAUAAAGUAAGUCUCGUUCUCAUUCUGAUUCUGAUCACACUGUAAGCGCUUUAUAAAUAAAGUUUGACUGACUGAUUGAUUGAUUGAUAUGUGUUGUAUAAUGGAUAUACAUUGUUCAUAUGCCCAUUCAACUGAUAACAUCUAUCUAUCUAUCUAUCUGAAAUAUUUGUUUAUGUAUGUGUUUUUCAUUGAUUGAAUUCUUAGUUUUUGACAGCUGCAAACAUGGACACAUGUAUGUAUCAGUGAGUCAACAUGUUGAACAUACUUUUAUGCAAAUUUUGCUUCAGGUUAUCAAAGACAGCAAGCAAU
Xyrichtys novacula (pearly razorfish) is the source of this 9693-nucleotide messenger RNA. Lineage: Eukaryota; Metazoa; Chordata; Actinopteri; Labriformes; Labridae. The record is from the annotation of a GenBank genome assembly.